This is a messenger RNA of Equus quagga, 552 nucleotides long. RefSeq names its product LEM domain containing 1 (gene LEMD1). The coding region runs from base 1 to 552 and encodes 183 amino acids. The record is from RefSeq and is a predicted model, not a curated record. The transcript is spliced from 5 exons. NCBI's taxonomy places the organism in Eukaryota, Metazoa, Chordata, Mammalia, Perissodactyla, Equidae.
AUGGUGGAUGUGAAAUGUCUGAGCGACUGUGAAUUGCGGGCUGAACUCGAUAAGCUUGGGUUUUCACCUGGCCCAAUACUACCUUCCACCAGAAAAGCGUAUGAGAAAAAGUUAGUGCAACUGUUGGUCUCAACUCCCUGUGUGUCACCUGUGAUGAAUGGACCCAGAGAGCUGGACAGAGCCUGGGAUCGCGAUGGCAGUGAAGAGCUUAAUGCCACUGUCAUUUUGAAAGGAAAUAUCAUACUCUCAUCAGAAAAAGACAAGGGACCCAAAAAAAGACCUAAGGCUUCCACCACUAAAUCGAAAGUCCCAGAGAUCUCCUGCCUGGACGGCAAGCAUUCCGAGAGAAUAAGGUGUCCCGCAAGAGCAUCGAACGCCACAGCCAGUGAAUGGAAUAUCGCCAAGGAGAAGGCCUGCUGCCCAGGGACCAGGAGUGCCGGGAGCAGGAACCUGGAAAGUUUUCCGGUGGGCUUGAAGCUUGCAGUGUUUGGCAUCUUCAUCAUUGUGAUGUUUGUCUACAUAACUGUGGAAAGGAAGCCGCUCUUUGGUUGA